Xyrauchen texanus (razorback sucker) is the source of this 3751-nucleotide messenger RNA. Its product is annotated as phosphopentomutase-like. The record is from RefSeq and is a predicted model, not a curated record. Gene Ontology annotation, molecular function: magnesium ion binding; phosphopentomutase activity. Lineage: Eukaryota; Metazoa; Chordata; Actinopteri; Cypriniformes; Catostomidae. Gene Ontology annotation, biological process: carbohydrate metabolic process; purine ribonucleoside salvage. The transcript is spliced from 13 exons.
CUACGCUAUCUUAAAAUUAAUCCAGACUCGACUGUCAACAUUCUACCGCUUGUUUAGUGGACGAGAAAGAGAUCCCCUUGAAUUACUGUUUAGUUUAUUGAUAAAGUAAUUACCAUUCGCCAUGGAGAACAGCCUGGAAAGAACAGGGGACAGUAAUCUGGACCAAGCUGUCCAAAAGUGGCUACAGUAUGACAAGAAUCCAAUGACUGCUGCAGCUGUGCAGGUCAUGGUUAAGGAGGGUGCCGUGUCAGAGCUGCAGAAAUGUUUCGGGGCCCGUAUGGAGUUUGGCACAGCAGGACUUAGAGCAGCAAUGGGACCUGGAGUCUCUUGCAUGAAUGACCUCACCAUCAUACAGACUACACAGGGUUUCUGUCAGUACCUGGAGCAGUGUUUUACAGAUCUGAAGCAGAGAGGUGUGGUAAUCGGGUACGAUGCUCGCGCUCACCCACCAAGUGGUGGCAGCAGUAAAAGAUUUGCCUCCCUUGCUGCUUCGGUCUUUAUCAGCCAAGGAGUUCCAGUCUACCUCUUCAGUGACAUCACACCCACUCCUUAUGUGCCAUUUACCGUAUCACAUCUAGGACUGAGUGCUGGCAUCAUGGUAACAGCCUCCCAUAACCCAAAACAAGACAAUGGAUACAAGAUGUACUGGGCGAAUGGAGCUCAGAUCAUUCCGCCUCAUGAUAAGGGCAUCUCUGCAGCUAUAGAAGAGAACCUUGAGCCCUGGCCAGAAUCAUGGGAUAUGGAUGGUGCUCUUCAGAGUUCCCUACUCAAAGACCCAUACCAGGACAUACAUAGAAAAUACCAUCAAACCAUACAACAGCACUGCUUUCACAGAGAGCUGAAUAAGAGUUCAGAGGUGAAGAUUGUCCAUACGUCAGUUCAUGGGGUGGGACAUAUUUUUGUCCAGGCUGCUUUUAAAGCCUUUGACCUUUGACCGCCAUAUGCUGUGGAAGAGCAGAAAGAUCCUGAUCCAGAGUUCCCCACUCUCAUAUACCCCAAUCCUGAGGAGGGAGAGGGAGUCCUGACACUGUCCUUCGAGCUUGCAGAUAAAGAGGAGGCAACUGUAAUUCUGGCAAAUGACCCUGACACUGACCGACUAGCUAUUGCAGAGAAACAGAAGAGUGGGCAGUGGAAGGUAUUCUCUGGUAAUGAGUUGGGUGCUUUGCUCGGCUGGUGGAUUUUCCAUUGUUGGAAGCAGCAGAAGGGAGAGGGAAAAGCCUCCAUCAAGAAUGUCUACAUGCUAUCCAGCACUGUCUCUUCCAAAAUCCUCAGAGCUAUCGCUAUUAAAGAGGGCUUCCACUUUGAGGAGACACUUACAGGCUUUAAGUGGAUGGGAAACAGAGCCAGAGAGCUGAUGGAUCAAGGAAAGACUGUGUUGUUUGCCUUUGAGGAAGCCAUCGGCUACAUGUGUUGUCCUGCAGUUUUGGAUAAAGAUGGUGUGAGUGCGGCUGCUAUUGCUGGCGAGAUUAUCUGCUACCUGGCUGCUAAAAACGUAAAGCUGUCCCAGCAACUCACGUCCAUUUAUGAGGAGUAUGGCUACCACAUUACCAAAAAUUCCUACUUCAUCUGUCACAAUCAAGACACCAUCAAGCAGUUGUUUGAGAGUCUUCGGAACUACAGUGGAGAGAAUUGCUAUCCUACAGAGUGUGGGAGCUUUGCCGUCACAGCCGUGAGAGACCUGACCACCGGCUAUGACAGCAACCAGCCCGACAACAAAGCUGUUCUGCCCACUAGUAAGAGCAGUCACAUGAUCACCUUUACCUUCGCUAAUGGGGGCGUGGCUACAAUGAGGACCAGCGGUACAGAGCCCAAAAUCAAAUAUUACACCGAGCUCUGUGCUGCACCGGGAAACAGUGAUCUUGACCAGUUGAAGACUGAGUUGGAUAACUUGGUUGAUGCCAUUGUGAGCGACUUCUUCCAACCUGAGAAAAACAGCUUGACUCCAAGACCAGUGUGACAAAGUACUGCAAAGAAUUACAAAUAAAUUCUGAACAUUCUACUUCUGCUCUUAGUCUUAACAUACCAUACCGAGCCACUUUUAUUAAUGCUUACAUAGCCUAUUCUUAAGUCUAAAUCUGAGCAACGUCUUUAAACACUUGAUUUUGAUACCAGAAAACUUUUUGAUCAUGUAGCUGUAACCACAUAAACAUUACCAUUGCCUCCUUAAAGUAAUAGUUCACCCCAACAUUAUAAAAAUUGAUUUAAUUACUCAUCCUCAUGCCAUCCCAUAUGUUUCUGACAUCCUUUCUACUGCAUGAUACAUUUCAGCUCUGUAGGUCCUCACAAUGCAAGUGAAUGGGUACCAACAGUUUGAAGCUCCUGAAGCACAUAAAAGCAGCAUAAAAGUAAUCCAUACAACUCUAGUGGUUAAAUCCAUAUAUUCACAAGCAAUAUGAUAGGUGUGGUUGCGAAACAGAAUAAUUAUAUUUAUACUUAAAAAAUAUUUUUCAUUUCCACUUUCACUUCCACAUUCUUCUCAUGCAAAUCUCCACCUACUUGGCAGGGAGGAGAAUUUACAGUAAAACAUUACUUAAAUAAUGAUCUGUGUCUCACCCACAACAAUAAUAUCACUUCUGAAGAUAUAGGGAUUUAAAAACUGGAUUUUAAACACUGCUUUGUGGAGCUUCAAACAUUUGGUACCCAUUCACUUGCAUUGUAUUGCCCCCCAGAGCUGAAAUAUUCAUCUUGAAAUCUUAGUUUAUGUUCUGCAGAAGAAAAUAAGUCACAUCUAGGAUGUAAAUGAUGAGAGAAUUUUAAUUUUUGCAUGAACUAUUCCUUUAACCAUGUACAUGGCAUUGUUUUACCUCUCAGUUUCCUAAGCUAGAAGAUGAAAUAAUAAGAAAAAGAAAAACAACAACUUUCAUUUGCCUUUACGACCUUGUGAACUGUGAAUGUAUUGAUGUUGAAAAGGAAGAAUGUUUGAAAUAAUGUAAAAGUCAUUUAAUUCUGUAGAAAGAUUGGUUGAGUUAAUUGACAUAAAUUAUUCCAUGUGCUGGAGCAGGGGACAAAUAUCUGGUUAUGGUUUUAAAAUGCAAACAACUGAAAAACAUCAUACAACAUGCGAUACACAAGGGAAAUACUGCAAAAUAACAACUAUUGAAUGCAAUCAGUAAUUUUCUAAUCCAGAAUGGUUUUUCCAAAAAACCUGCUGAUGAAAGCAGUGCUAUGUAAGUUCUGUAAGUGCUAUAACAGCCUUAUUGUGGAAGAAACUGAUAUCUGAAUUAUAGUAGUUGGUUUACAUGAUUCCAUAGCAUUCUCAUUCCAUCUGUUCGUGGUUUGUCAGUAAAUGUUGAUCAGCGAUUUAAAUGCCAAACCUGAGCAAUUCAUUCCAUAAUUUAUCUGUGAAGUAAGCAGGAUUCGCAUGUAUGGAAUAUUUUACAUUUGAAAAGAAGACUAAAGUCAAAACUGUUUAUUAAAUAGAGUUAUAUGACCUAAUUGAUUUUUUGUGUGUUAGAAUAAGGCAACUAAUUUUUUAGGCAAAUGGUUUUGGGUCUGAAAUUUAACAGAAAAUACUGUACCUUUCAAUAUACUCUGUAACACAAAAUAAAUCUCCUAAUAUAUUAGGCCCAAAUGCUAAGCCACUGGAUAUAUGAAUACACCUGUUCAUUUGGCAUUUUUUUUCAUGUGAUUUAAAGCAUUUCAGUUGCCUUUUCAGUUUAAAACAUUAGUUCACCCCAAAAUGAACAUUCUCACAUCAUUUACUCAAAUUGAUGCCAUCCCAGAUGAGUAUGACUUUCUUCUUCUGCAGAAC